Messenger RNA from Ipomoea nil (Japanese morning glory), 2757 nucleotides. RefSeq lists its product as uncharacterized. The transcript is spliced from 3 exons. Lineage: Eukaryota; Viridiplantae; Streptophyta; Magnoliopsida; Solanales; Convolvulaceae. Bases 288 to 2189 code for a protein of 633 amino acids. The record is from RefSeq and is a predicted model, not a curated record.
AAUCAUCCUUGUAGCAUCCCGCACAUGCCGAGUUUGGACACUUCUGGGCAGAUUUUCGAAGAUCCAAAACAUAUACUUCAGCUGCUUGUUCUUCGAUGUUUUUUUUUCUUGCGUUUUUAGUUUGAUUUCAUUUUGAUUCUCUUGAAUCUUGAUGUAAAAUUCUAUUUAAAAAGAAAGAGAGAGAGAGAGAGAGAGACAAAAAUCGGCACUAUUCAGUAGUUGUAUUGACUGCUUCACUUGGCAUCGAUCUUGAUAUAGUAAUAGUAUCUGCAGAGCAGAUCUGUGGCAUGGCGCAACCGAAGAAGAACCUCAAGAAUCUGAUCCCACUCUUCAUCCUCCUCUCUCUCUCCGCCCUCUUCCUCUUCUCCUUCUCCCCCGCCACCCCAAUCCCCGCCGCCGUUCCCACUCACCCCACCUCUCAUCCUCAGCCCUCGCACCUCCAAACCCCAAUCACCACCACCGCCGACAACAAGAGCUUCACCUUCAUCAUCAAACUCCUCGCCUACAACCGCCUCUCCUCCCUCUCCCGCUGCCUCAACUCUCUCGCCGCCGCCCACUACGACCACCACGCCGUCCACCUCCACAUCUUCAUCGACCACUUCCCCGUCCCCGCCAACGCCUCCCUCGAUGUCGACCGGAACCUCAAUUCCUCCAGGCGCAUUCUCGAUUUCGUUGAUGCCUUUGGCUGGAAAUUCGGCGCUAAGGUCGUGCAUUACCGCACUUCCAACGCUGGCCUGCAGGCGCAGUGGCUGGAGGCCUGGUGGCCUAGCUCCGACGACGAGUUCGCCUUCGUCGUCGAGGAUGAUCUCGAGGUUUCGCCUUUGUACUUCCGGUUUCUCAAGAAUCUGAUUGUGAAUUAUUACUACAAUGCUUCCAAUUUCAGUCCGAUGAUCUACGGGGCAUCCCUGCAGCGUCCGAGGUUUGUGCCAGGUAAGCAUGGAAACAAAAUGAAAAUAGAUAGUAGAACUCGAGUCUUUUUGUACCAGUUAGUUGGCACUUGGGGUCAACUUCUGUUUCCAAGACCUUGGAAAGAAUUCCGUUUGUGGUAUGACACACACAAGUCUAAGGGCAUGAAGCCUGUUCUUGACGGGAUGGUUACAACAGGAUGGUACAAAAAAAUGGGCGAAAGAAUUUGGACUCCUUGGUUUAUCAAAUUUAUUCAUGCUCGUGGUUACUUCAAUAUCUAUACCAACCUUCUGUAUGAAAGAGCGCUUAGUAUCUCACAUCGUGAUGCUGGUGUUAACUAUGGGAAGUCAGUUGGACCAGAUUCAAAUUUAGUUGGUGAGAAUUCUAUUGAUAUCAACCACUUGGAAUUUCACCCUUUGCAUAGCAUGAAGUGGUAUGAUUUCUGCUUCAAACAAGUUUUUCCAGAUAGAAUUGUACAGCAUUUCAAUGAACUUGGGUCUGUUAUCCCCUCUCUGCAGAAAAUGAGUAAUGUUAUACUUGUGAGCCUACAUCAGGAGUCAGAGUCGGUUGUUAGGAACUUGCUCUGCCAUUUCGAGAGGUUGUAUAUUCGGAAUUACAUCUUAAUGGGCCCAAAAUCUGAUCUCCUACUUGAUCUUGCGAUAAGAGGGCACCCUGUGAUUGAUACAGACAGACUUUAUGACAAUAUAAGAGUCUAUGACAAAUCGAACUUCAAUGAAUCUGCUGUGAAACUGACUAAGGAGAUUUUUGUCAAGGCCUAUGUGGUCAAGAAAACCUUGGAACUUGGAUUUGGUAUUCUGGUGGCUGAUUGCAACAGGGUUCCUCUGAACAGUGAUUCCUUUCUCAAUUUCAUUGAUACUGAUGCAGUUAAUGACUUCUUUGUGGGGAAGAACUUAGAACUAGUUUUUGCCAGGAGCUCAUCUUCUGCUGCGAAGACUUGGGGUGAAAGUAUCUCGAGCCAAUUAGGUGCUGAAUUGAUCACAACCACAUCAAGCGAUUCAGAUCCAACAGGAAAGAAUUUCGUGUAUGUGGUUAAAAAGUUAUUUGAGCAGAAGGGAGUUAAAUUCACUACCUUUGAUGAAAACAAAUCUAGUUUAAAUAUCAGUUCCUUAGAUGCUAGCCGAACGUUGUCUAUACAGGAACAAUUUGUGUUUUGGUCUUCAGAGACGAGCACAAAUUUGAUUCAGCAACAGCUUGUACAAUUAGGUCUGUGGAUUGUGGAUAGUGAUAUGUCAUGUACUGCUGUCAUUUGCUACCCUUCAUAGCUUUUGGUGGCAUUAAAUUAUAAUCCUGAUGGACCAAAAGUGUUGCAAAGAAGUGUGUUUUGGAGAAUUGGCAACUCCAAAUUUGUAACCUUAUUUUGAUCGAGAGAUGCAUGCUGGGAUUACGGGUAUGGGUUAUCUGUUUAUACAAUUUCGGUGAUCAUGCAAGAAACCUUUUGCGUGCUACUCGAGAGAAGGACAAGAUGGGAGCUAGCUAAUGCAAAUGAGGCAGAGAUUAGGUGAGAAUUGCAGUCUUUUUUUUUUUGCAAUUGUUUACAUUAUUAGUUCAUUGUCUACUGAAGAAGAAUCGUCACCUGUUCGUUCCUUGAUGCUUUACCCCAUUUUGAAAUGCUGCCUGCCACAGGUCAUAGAUAAAUGUGCUUCAAAUCUUCUUGGUUUCUUAUUAUAAUUCAUGUUUUCUGUGGUAUGACCUUGUGCUUCAUUGCUUCUUUGUUUAUCAGUCAUCAAAAUACCUUCCUUCAUUUGAACUGGGAUCCUGAAAAUUUUUCAUGCAAUGCCUGUUUCACUAAUGUUUAUCAUACAAAAAAUUAUUGCAGUUGGAUUAGAAUUU